Clarias gariepinus (North African catfish) is the source of this 2963-nucleotide messenger RNA. RefSeq lists its product as uncharacterized. NCBI's taxonomy places the organism in Eukaryota, Metazoa, Chordata, Actinopteri, Siluriformes, Clariidae. Bases 100 to 681 code for a protein of 193 amino acids. The transcript has 7 exons. The record is from RefSeq and is a predicted model, not a curated record.
CUCACUCCAUUUCCUUGUUCAUCAGAGCUGCAGUGUGUGAAUUUUUGUUGCUGGUGGCUGACGGUCGCUUUCAGGAGGAGGAUUGCUGAUGCGCAUUUGAUGGCGUCUGUUAAUAUCGCUAUGGAUGUGAUCGAGGAUCAGUCGGGGAAACGUGGACAGGAGGGAGACGAGGGUCCGCUGAUUAAACAUUACAGAGUCUCGGAGCUCAUUCCUGCACCAGAACUUCCUCUGCACAAGCUCCUAAAGAAGGAACCAGCUGUGUGGGCCUCUGUGCAGGUCUGCAGUGGGGUUUUAAGCCUUGGAAUUGGAGUCAUGUUUGCAGCGUCCUUUAAAAUUGAAGACUUCUUUCUGACCUUGUUCAGAGUCCCGAUCGUCACUGGCAUAAUGUUCCUGGUUGCCGGGACUCUCUCCAUGUUGCUGUACAGACACCCCGCGCUCUUACAGAUCUGUUUUCACUCCAACAUCUUCUGUCUGUGCUUAUCUAUGAUCGGAGCCGUGCUGCUGUCUGUGGAUAUUGGUGGCACUAAACCUAAUUCUAAUCCCCCUACACCCGAAUCUCUAAGUUCUCAGGCUCGACAGGUGGAAAUCAUGGUGCUGUGCGUGACGGUGUUGGACAUGAUGGUCUCCAUAGUCCUCGUAUUACUGAUUCAUGCGGAGAAACGCCGCAAGGCGAAGCAGUGAGCCGUCUCUCAGCCCCUCAGCUUUAAACCCAGAGCGAAACAUAACCUGCUGCAAGUAACUGAUCAAAGUCGAGUUCUUUAAACGGACGCUUUUGUGAUUUUUUUUUCCUAAACAUUUCUUUGUGAGAACAGGCAGCAGACCAACUGGUAGAUAAACAUCUUAAGACAUGAGACACAGUUACGAAACAGCUACAUGUCAACAAAAAUGACAUUUGCAAGCGGGUCGAUUCCGAGGUCACCUUCGUCUUUUGAAUAGCUUAUAUAUAUAAAAUAUACUGUAUAUUAUAAAAUAAUAUAUAUAUAGAUUUCACUUUUCGCUUGCAGUGUAAUGUGGUAAACAUUUUAAAAAUAGAAAUAUCAUGUCUAUAUCUGAUAAUGUGAUCGUUAGUCCUGAGAAGGCACUUUAUCCUGGUGAGGUUCGCUAAACUUUUUGCUAAUUAAAUCAUAAUUAAAUAAUUCUUUACUAUUUUGUUCAACCAAAGUGUAGGCCUCUAUCAGGCUGAAACAUGUGACUUACUUUCCUUUUUUAAAACUUUAUUCAAUUUGUGACGAAGAUCUGUUGGACAAAGAUAAAGAGUCGACUCGGGUUUGUGAACUGAAUCAUUUAGCGACUCACUGGAAUGAACUAGAGUACCCUCGCUUUUAUUACAUGGCUGUGACAGUGAGUGAUGUGUUGAACCUGUUGUCUUCGUGCAGCUGAUUAUUUCCCUCUAACAGCAUGCUGCCCAGUGGUUUAUUCCUUCACAUCACCCUGCCAGUAAUCACUAAAGUUCAUUUCGGACAUUUUUUCCAUCCAUUUAUAGUUAUGUUGGGUGUUUUUGAACCGUCCAUGAAGUAAGUUCCUGUUCGGGUCUAGACAGAAAGCAUCUGUGAGGUGUGAAAAAAUUUUCACACCCCUAAGACACACAUCGAAUUUCUGCUUUUUUAGUUUCUUCCUUAAAAUGGAGCUCUGGUGUUUCUCACACACGCUAAAAUAAGACGAAUUACGCCAUUUAUUAACAUCCAGACGCUGCAGGAACGGCAUGAUCGCGUGCUUUCCAACCGAGAGCUGGAGUUGUAUCAUUUACCGUUAAUACAAACGAACAUUAAACCAUGUGCAAACAAUUAAACCACGAAUUAAACCAGCCAAUUAAUCCAUUAGAAGAAUUGCUAAAAUAAACUUAAAAUAAGAACUAGAUGAGAAACGCUGAGAGCUCACACGGCCUCCUCUCGGGUUAUGACCUGCUUAUAAGGCUGAAUAGCUUUAACGCCAAUUUAGUGUAAACUCCGUAAAUAAAACUGCAUAUGAAUGUUAAUAUUAACACCAUAACCAAUUAAAUAUACCUGAUUAAUGAAAUAAAUGUAACAUACAAAAAUAGUAUUUGAUCUUUUGUUAGUAUAUUAAUCGCUCAUAGACUUUAGAGAUAAAUGUCCUCAACUUCCGCUUUUGUCUUGUUCUUUCUCGCUGUAGCGGCGGUGUCUCUGCGCUCGCAGCACGCGACCCGCGUCGUGGUCACGUCGAAUACAGGAGUGUGUGAAAGAUAUGAAGUGUGUGUGUGUGUGUGUGUGUGUGUCAGAGUUUCUUGAGACGUUACACCCUCUCUUUGUCUUUACUCAGUUAUAAGUGAAUUAAACACACAAAAACAAGCUGCGCUCUUUUGGCUUCUUGUCCAUGUAGGACAAUGUGAGACAGAGACGGAGAGACGGAAAGUUGGGGAAUGAUUUUAUUUUAUUAGUAGUGCCGGAUCUAAAAACAAUUUUAGAAAAAGGAAACAUUUCUGUACACAACAUGCUUACAAACAAACAAAAAAACAAACAAACAAAAACAAGACCCAAGUUGUGCUUUUCGCCUGGAUUUCAUGGAUGCGCUUGGUGUUGAGUCCGGCGCGUACCAGCAGUGUGACGGGUUGAACAGUUUCCUUGAACACAGAAACAGUGUGAAGUAGUGUGUGUGUGUGUGUGUGUGUAUACUGUAUAUACAGCAUCGUAAGUUCAGUGUUUAACCGCUGCACGCCGCCGCCGCCGCCCUCCUGUCCCGCCGUGAUGAAGUCACGUCACAGCUUUAAGGGGAAAAUUGAAAAGAGAGAAAAAGCCUGAUUAUCCCUGCUGUUUUAACAUUUCUAACCCUCUUAUUUACUUUAACAUGAACGCUUUACACACAUCACAUGUGUCUGAGUUAUUACUUGUAUAACUGUAGUUCACGUGACGCGCUGACGUCUGUACAGCGGCGUUUGACCUGAGAUCUUUGCUUUCAAGUUGUAAAUAAUUUCCUAAAAAUAAUGCUAAAUAAAAUGAUGCUCUAGA